GCACCCUCCUCCCCCUCCAGAGCAUCAAUGACAAGCUGGUCGGUUAACAGCAAACACUACACGUCCAUGUGGGCUUUGAUGGCUGUGACAGAUCACCGUCUGGGUUCAGGGUUUGCCCCCCUUUAGUCCAGCACCAAUCUGAGGUGGGCAAAGGGAGGGGGCGGGAAGGUUAGUUUGAAGAGGGCAGAGCUUUGCGCGCGCGGACGCCGAAUUAUCCGUUAUUUCUCGACUGAGAGGAGAAAAGAAAGAAAGAAAAAAAGAUCCCUUCCAAGUGGAUAAUAACAGUUGAGGGAGAAAUCAUUGGGACUGAACGUCAGAAGCUAAUUAACUCUCAGGAAACCGUGAAGGAAGACAAAACAGCCAGAGACGCAGCAGCAGCUGGGUUGUCUUUGUAAGCAGACAUGGCCCCUCUACCCUGGAGAGCUAAAUCACAGGACCUGGCCUUGUGGGUUCUCCUCCUGCUCCUCAACCUACUUCCUGAAACCAGGGCUGUAGUCGGACACAGAGAGCCGCUUCCCGAUGACAGCAAAGACAACAUCACCAUUUUUACCCGAAUCCUUGACAGGCUGCUGGAUGGCUAUGACAACAGGCUACGUCCUGGGCUGGGAGAAACUGUAACAGAAGUGAGGACAAACAUCUACGUGACAAGUUUUGGGCCGGUGUCAGACACAGACAUGGAGUACACAAUCGACGUCUUCUUUCGUCAAAGUUGGAGGGAUGAGAGGCUGAAGUUUGAUGGACCCAUGCAGGUACUGCCUCUCAACAACCUGCUCGCCAGUAAGAUUUGGACCCCUGAUACGUUCUUCCACAACGGAAAGAAAUCAGUGGCCCACAACAUGACGACUCCCAACAAACUGCUGCGACUGGUUGAUAACGGGACACUUCUCUACACCAUGAGGUUGACCAUUCAUGCAGAGUGCCCCAUGCACCUGGAGGAUUUCCCAAUGGAUGCACACGCCUGUCCACUCAAGUUUGGAAGCUAUGCGUACACCAACAACGAGGUGAUCUACCUGUGGACCCAGGGGGAUGAGAGGUCUGUGGCAGUGGCAGAAGAUGGCUCCAGACUGAACCAGUACGAUUUGCUGGGACACGUUAUUGGAAAAGAAACCAUCAGUUCCAGCACAGGAGAAUAUGUAGUGAUGACGACGUAUUUCCAUUUGAAACGGAAAAUUGGCUAUUUUGUAAUUCAGACCUACCUUCCCUGCAUCAUGACUGUCAUACUGUCUCAGGUCUCCUUCUGGCUUAACAGAGAAUCAGUUCCAGCACGCACUGUGUUCGGGGUCACCACAGUCCUAACCAUGACCACCCUGAGCAUCAGUGCCAGAAACUCCCUCCCCAAGGUGGCCUACGCCACAGCCAUGGACUGGUUCAUGGCCGUGUGCUACGCUUUUGUCUUCUCUGCCUUGAUUGAGUUUGCGACAGUUAACUACUUCACCAAGCGCAGCUGGGCGUGGGACGGGAAAAAAGAGGGCAUGGAAAUAAGGGAACCGUUUCAGGCUAACAUGGCAAGGAUUAAAGAUAUGAGAAGAGAAUCUGCCACUUUGGCCAAAAAAUCAAACAACACCUUCAACAUUGUCGGGACCACUUAUGCAAUGAACGUAGCCAAAGACCAAGGCUUAACGACCAUUUCCAAGAGCGCCGGGGGAGCCACGGCCAAGCACUCCUAUCUGCACAAAAUGGAUGACCCCUACACAGAGGCAAAGAAAUCCUACAACCGUGUCAGCAAAGUGGACAAGAUAUCACGCAUCAUUUUCCCAGUGCUGUUCUUCAUCUUCAACCUGGGCUACUGGGCGACAUACGUGAACAGAAAACCUGCCAUCAUGAAGGCCAACAACCUAAACUGAAUUUUACCAAACGCUAGGCUCGGAUUUGGAGUGUAGACAUGUUUCCAGAAGGCCAAGUCCAUCCCAUCUUAAUGUGUGUGCGCACGUACUGUGUUUCUGUUUGCUCCUAAACAUCUUGUUUUGUUUGCUUGUUUGUGUAGACAGAAGGCAAACUCCAACACACAUAGGUCAUAGUGGACCUCAGUGGGUACAUCCUCACAUCUACCUGACUUUGUUUGGGGGAUUUGUUCCCCUUUCCACAAUUAGCUCUGGCCCUGUUCCCUAGUGAGUCCUCAAAUUGUGCAUUCACUGUGUUUUGACAUGUUUGGGUUCUGCUCAUGAGAAGUAAGAGUAAGCAUUCAUUUGAAGCUCUCAUUGCAGCUCAUUACCAAUGAUAAGGCAUUGGCAAAUCCACCGAGUUGACAACAUGUAUGCACAUGCAGGAGAUGAUGCUACAUUAAACAGAAGCCGAGAUAUUUGCUGUUGGCUUUAAAACACCCUUAUGGAUCGGGGGGUCUGUUUUAUAGGAGCAUCAUUAAUAAUUGUCUGGCCAUCUGCUCGUACUGAACCUCAACAGUUGCUGCAGUCCUGAGGGGCUGCCGUCUCGUCCACCGGCUCCUUUUGUUCGCUGAGUGCGUUCAAAGACAGCAAAGUUAUGUGCCUUGGUAAAUACACUCAUCACGAAGAACAAGGCUUGCUUACUCUCACAUUAGACAACACACACACACGUUUCAAAACCUGUCCACAGCGACCAGUGUUAAACUGCCUACCAGUAUGAAGGGUUAACUGACCUCUGCCUGUGAGAAGAUCAAGCUAAGAUAGCCCGGAUCCAAUUUAUUUUCAGACACAGAGUCAACUGUUACCUCAGAGUGAAGUCCUGACUGCAGCUUGGGUUUGUAAAUUAAAUGUACGUUUCUUAUCAAAUCAUACCAAACACUUUCCAUGAAAUCUUUUGCAAGCCGAUGUCCCUGAAAUCUGUGUUUUCAUUUUUCCUUCUUCCUCCAUAAAUGUGAUGCAUUUCUUUCUCACCUAGUUUUGACUGGUGAAUCAUUGGUUUUGUGUUUGGUAAAGACCAAAAAGUGACCAUUUUAUUAAGUUGGAGAGUCUGCGAAUAGUGAGGUCGAGACUUAUAAAAGCUGGCUGUAUUUAAAUGCUCACAUAGAGGAGCUAAAAACUGGCAGAACUACUAUUUUCCAUAUUUUCUGCACUAUAAGAAGCACCGGAUAAUAAGGUACACUGUCAAUGAAUGGUCUAUUUUUUAACUUAUGGCGCACCGAACAAUAAAGCGCAUUUAAAGAGAAAUAAAGAGCCUGAGAUAAGUCCAUCAGGCUUUUGUCAGUCGGACUUUAUUAUUUAUGUGCACAGUAACUCUAGAACUUGUUUGUUACAUGUUACACAUUAGCCAUGUUAGAAUUCUUGCCUACGUUAGCAUAAUGACAAUACCUCUUACUCCCAACCUUGUGUGCUACACGUAAAAAAACAGACUGAUACUGCUAAUACAACCAUUACUGUGACUACUAACUCCAAACCUUGUUAGGAACGUAAAAAAGUAAAUGCAGUCCGACAUGCCACACAUUAGCUGCAUUAGUGUAUUUACAAUACCUGUAGCUCCGAACCUUGUUUGCAAUACCUAAAAAAAACAAAACAGAUAACACUAAAAUUAACAUUAGUGUGAAUAUGCUAACUCUCAAUCUUGUUAGUACCACAUCAACAAAAGACAGUCGGACACUGCCACAUGUUAGCCAUAAUCGCGUUUUCGCAAGAAAACACCCAACCUUGUUUGCAGCCUUGUUUGACAGAGCACCAUGAACCUCUCAAAAUCUCUUCGACAUUAGUAAAAACAACCAGAAAUUAAUCCUUGUAUAAGGCAGGUUUUUAAGAGCGUCUUAUAGUGCAUAAAAUACAGUACAGGUUACUGAGUGACAUCUAGUUUCAAACUCUUGUUUGCACCUAAACAUGUCAGUGAUCAUCUCUACUGAGAUUUUAAAUUUUAUGCACAUCUACUUAUAGUUCUGUUAUGCCUUUUUGC
This is a messenger RNA of Oryzias latipes (Japanese medaka), 3852 nucleotides long. RefSeq names its product gamma-aminobutyric acid type A receptor subunit alpha3 (gene gabra3). The record is from RefSeq and is a predicted model, not a curated record. Lineage: Eukaryota; Metazoa; Chordata; Actinopteri; Beloniformes; Adrianichthyidae. Gene Ontology annotation, cellular component: membrane. Gene Ontology annotation, molecular function: GABA-A receptor activity; extracellular ligand-gated monoatomic ion channel activity. Gene Ontology annotation, biological process: monoatomic ion transmembrane transport.